GAAAUUGAUUCAAUAUUCUUCCAUAAGUACAACCUCAGCUCUUCCGAUUUGAAAGAGAAACCAAGAAGCAACCAAAAAGAAGAAUUGCAAUGGGGAAUUGCUCUCUCAAAUCUGUUUCUGAUGCUGCAAAUCGGGCCGAUUUUAUCCGGAUCAUGACAGAUUCCGGUGAUAUAUUAGAAUUAAAAGGCCCUAAAUUAGUCCGGGAAGUUCUCGAAAACUUUCCGGGAUACAAAAUUUUUGGACAAAAUCAAAUUUCUUCUCCAUUGUUUGAUCAUCAGCAGCUUGUCGAAGGUCAAUUCUACUAUCUCUUACCAAUCAGAGAUGAAAAAAUGAAUCCGUCCAAUGAGCGUGUUGAAGAUUUUGAGGCUGUUACCAGAUUGGGAAAUCGAAGAAAGGGUGUUUGGAGGGUGAAAUUGGUGAUCGAUUCAGACAAGUUAGAGGAUAUUUUAUCAGAGGAAGUGAAUACUGAAGCCUUCAUUGAGCAUAUGAGGAUUGCUGCAAUUGCUACUCCCGGAAGAACAAAAAAGUUACCUGGCCGGUGGUGUUGACAUGAUGGCCGGGGCUGUGGCAUACGGAGGAUACCUAUUUAUUGUACUUGCGUUAUUUGAUGAAUUAAUGUGGUAACGUAGCAUUAACUCUUAUCUUAAUGUAAAAAUAAGUUAUUAAUUAUAAGU
Olea europaea var. sylvestris is the source of this 674-nucleotide messenger RNA. RefSeq lists its product as uncharacterized. The record is from RefSeq and is a predicted model, not a curated record. The coding region runs from base 90 to 548 and encodes 152 amino acids. The transcript has a single exon. NCBI's taxonomy places the organism in Eukaryota, Viridiplantae, Streptophyta, Magnoliopsida, Lamiales, Oleaceae.